This is a messenger RNA of Lampris incognitus (smalleye Pacific opah), 945 nucleotides long. It is a transcript of the gene tmem121ab, whose product is annotated as transmembrane protein 121Ab. NCBI's taxonomy places the organism in Eukaryota, Metazoa, Chordata, Actinopteri, Lampriformes, Lampridae. The transcript has a single exon. Bases 1 to 945 code for a protein of 314 amino acids. The record is from RefSeq and is a predicted model, not a curated record.
AUGGUGUUGCCUCCACCGGACAAACGCCACGUGUGCCUGACCACCAUUGUCAUCAUGACCAGUAUGGCCUUCAUGGACGCCUACCUGGUGGAGCAGAACCAGGGCCCUAGGAAGAUUGGCGUGUGUAUCAUAGUGUUGGUGGGGGACGUGUGUUUCCUCAUCGUGUUGCGUUACGUUGCCGUGUGGGUGGGCGCCGAAGUUCGCACGGCCCGUCGAGGGUACGCCAUGAUCCUCUGGUUCCUCUACAUCUUUGUUCUGGAGAUCAAGCUCUACUUCGUCUUCCAGAAUUGCAAAGCUGACAGGAAGAGCCUGGAGACGGUGGCCAGGAAAGCCUUGACGUUACUGCUGUCGGUGUGUGUGCCGGGGCUCUACUUAGUGCUGGUGGCCCUGGAUAGUAUGGAGUACGUCAGAACGUUCCGGAAGAAGGAGGACAUGCGGGGUCGCCUGUUCUGGGUCGCUCUGGACCUGCUGGACCUGCUGGACAUCCAGGCCAACCUGUGGGAGCCCCAGCGGACAGGCUUGCCGAUCUGGGCCGAGGGCCUCAUGUUCUUCUACUGCUACAUCCUGUUGCUCAUCUUGCCCUGUGUGUCCCUCAGCGAGAUCAGCAUGCAGGGAGAACACGUCUCUCCCCAGAAGAUGAUGCUGUACCCGGUCCUGAGCUUGGUCACCAUCAACGUGGUCACCAUCCUCAUACGUGGCGUCAACAUGGUGCUGUUUCAGGACAGCCGCGUCUCCACCAUCUUUGUGGGGAAGAACGUGGUGGCCAUCGCCACCAAGGCCUCCACGUUCCUGGAGUACCGCAGGCAGGUGAAGGAGUUCCCCCACCCGCAGAAUGCCAUGGCCCUGGAGUUGCAGCAGAACUCGGUCAGCCACGCACAGCCCCUGCCCAACUCCACAAGCCUGCCCCACGAACCCUCGCCCGCGCAGGACGUCAUCGACACAUGA